AGCGGCACGAGCUCGGGGUUCGGAGUUCUAAUCCACGCGGACAGAGCGGAGAUCAGACACGAGAUCGGAUUCUACACGAGACCCUCCGGGCUGAAUGGAUCCGCUGCUUAUCGAGUUUAACGGCUAGUUACUGUUAGCUGAAGUCGAGCCGCCGUUGCCUUGACACCCGGCAGCGACAACAACAACAACAACAACAACUGAACAUUAAAAAUCAUUAAAUACCGCAGUAACAUGAGGACUUUAAUACUGAGCAUCUUCGGGUCAUGACGUCACUCCGCAGAGGUCAGCGCCGUGCCUGAGUCAUGAACUCCGUGACCCCCAGCGCCGCCCAGUACGCGAGGGGUGGAGCUCUCCACAGCGACCUCGUGGACGGGAGGAGACCGUCGCCCUCUCCAUCCCCGCAGGUCCUGGAGGCGAGGGGGCAAUUUGGGAAUGGGGUCGUCGUUGCCGACGGGGCGGGCGAGCCGGAUGAGGUGGACAAGCUGAAGCUGAAGCUGAUGUCGGCGUGGAACAACGUCAAAUACGGAUGGUCGGUCAAAAGCAAAACGGUCUUCAACAAAACGUCCCCACUGAUCCUGAUGGGACAGUCCUACAUCCUCAACACUGAAGAGGAAGUGGAGCGCUUCCGGCUGGCGUUCAGCUCGCGAGUCUGGCUCACCUACAGGAAGGAGUUCCCUCAGCUGGUGGGGUCGAACCUGACGUCGGACUGCGGCUGGGGCUGCAUGCUGCGCAGCGGACAGAUGCUCCUCGCUCAGGGGCUCGUGCUGCACCUUCUGCCUCGAAACUGGAGAUGGCACGACUGUCCUCAGCUGACUGAUGUGGAUUUCGAGGUGCUGAGAUCGCGCUCGCCGUCUCGUCCAGCCGGUAUCUCUAUCCCCUCCUUCAGCUCCACGUGGAGCACAUCGGGACCGGAGAAGCGCCCGCCGUCCACGUGCGAGGUCCAGAAACGCGCCGAGGCGAGAGGAGACGCGCGGACCGAAGGCCUCCAUCGCAGGCUGGUGUCGUGGUUCGGGGACGAGCCGAGUGCACCGUUCGGGGUUCACCAGCUGGUCGAGCUGGGCAAGGAGUCGGGGAAGAAGGCGGGGGACUGGUACGGGCCCUCGCUCGUUGCCCACAUACUCCGAAAAGCUGUGGCCAGAAGCACGGUGAUGGACGAUCUGGUCAUCUACGUGGCUCAGGACUGCACAGUGUAUAAAGGGGACGUGAUGCGACUGUGUGAGCUGAGCUCGACAGAUUCCGGUACCGCCAGCUGGAAAUCCGUCGUCAUCCUGGUACCGGUGCGGCUGGGCGGAGAGUCGCUCAACCCGUCCUACACCGACUGUGUCAAGAAUCUCCUGAAUCUGGACUGCUGCAUCGGGAUCAUCGGAGGAAAACCCAAACACUCGCUCUUCUUCGUCGGCUAUCACGAUGAGCAGCUGUUGUAUUUAGACCCACACUACUGUCAGCAAGUGGUUGACGUCACACAAGGAAACUUCGCCCUGGAGUCUUUUCACUGUAACUCUCCCCGGAAGAUGAACUUUAAUCGCAUGGACCCCAGCUGCACUCUGGGCUUCUACGCUCACAGUAAAAAAGAUUUCGAGUCUCUCUGCUCAGCCGUUAGCGAGGCUUUGUCCGUGUCUAAAGAGCGCUACCCGAUCUUCACGUUUGUGGAGGGCAGGGGUCAAGACUACAGCCUGGAGGAGUACAGCGGAGGCAGCGGCGACCACAUCCUACCCCCUGACACCAUGAACAGAAACAGCACUGAGGGCUUUGUGUUCCUGUGAGGACGUGCUGGAUGUGGCCUACAGACUGAAACCUGCAGCAGCACGGCCGAGAGUCAUGACAUCAUGCACUGCAGUCUCACCUGUGUGUGGGCGUGAUUAGGAAAAUUAUAUAAUGUAUGGAGGAUUUUAUUUUUUUAAUCUCUCUCUCUCUCACUCUCUGCCAACUUCCUCUUUCUAUCUUUCUUACUUCCUUUUCUCACACUCACACCCUCCAAACCCCCCUCCCCCCUCCCCAACCCACCUUGAGGUGUCGAUGCGUAAUCAGUAACCGCUCUACACUUUUCCUUCACAUAGCGCAUUUUAGUUCAGUCAAGCAAGUCUAACAAGCCCAGUCCUGUCAUUGCGUUACCAUGGCGACAUCUUCUGGCCAAGUUAUAAAACAUAAUCAGGUGAUUAAAAAUAAUUGAAAACACUAGAACUUUUCUAGAAAGUUUCUGCUCUGGAUGUGUUGGCAUGUUAUAAGGACUGAAGCAGAAAUGUUGAGUAAGGAGCCUCCACUUACUUACUUACUGGGGUCACUGUCUACUUAACUCCCCUACUUACUGGGUUUACUGGGAACUUUACCCCCGCCACUUACUAGUUCAGUGGAAACUUACCUCGCUAUUUACUGGUUUCACUGCAUUCUUACCACCCAUUUACUUGGUUUACUGCAGACUUACCCCCCCCCCACUCACACACACAUACACACACAUACACACACACACGCACACACACACACACACUUCCUGGGUUCACUGCAUACUUACCCCAAACCACCUACUGGAUUCACUGGGAACUGAAACUCCCUAUUUACUGGGUUCUCAGCAUAUAUACCCCGCAUAUUUACUAGGAUUACUGGAUUCUUACCUCUCCUAGGUUCGAUGAGUAAUUACCCCCCUUACUUACAGGGCUCACUUGUGCUUUUUAUUGACUGGGCUCACUGGGUACUUACCCCUCUACUUACUGGAAUCACUGGGCAUUUCGUACCUACCCACCUGCUAACUGGGUACACUGGGUCCUUACCCCAUACUUACUGGGUUUACUUGGGAUUUACCCCCCACUAGUGAACCCAGUAAGUAGGGGGUAAAUGCUUCCCAUUCUGAGCGUUUGUCCUUUUAAAAGAAAA
Molecule: messenger RNA, 2868 nt
Organism: Clarias gariepinus (North African catfish)
Lineage: Eukaryota; Metazoa; Chordata; Actinopteri; Siluriformes; Clariidae
Gene: atg4da
Product: autophagy related 4D, cysteine peptidase a
Exons: 11
Coding region: 303-1763 (486 amino acids)
Molecular function (GO): protein-phosphatidylethanolamide deconjugating activity
Source: RefSeq, a predicted model, not a curated record